This is a messenger RNA of Phalaenopsis equestris, 2266 nucleotides long. RefSeq lists its product as uncharacterized. The record is from RefSeq and is a predicted model, not a curated record. Gene Ontology annotation, molecular function: chromatin binding. The transcript has 5 exons. The coding region runs from base 161 to 1858 and encodes 565 amino acids. NCBI's taxonomy places the organism in Eukaryota, Viridiplantae, Streptophyta, Magnoliopsida, Asparagales, Orchidaceae.
CCCAUUACUGAACCUGAAAAUGGAGCUCUGUGCUGUCGCAAAGUCCAACUCUCUUGUCCAUCUCUUCUUCGAACAGCUGAGCUCCGACAAGAACCCUGACACCUUGCGUCUGCCUCUUCUUGCUUUGAUUUGAGGAGCUCAUCUCCAGAUCGGUCUAAAAAUGGCUGCGAUGAAGAUGGAUUCCUUGGAGCUUGAGGCGAUGCGCAAGGAAGAUGGCUCAUGGCACCCUUGUCGUAUCUUCCAAAGUUCUGGUGAUCCCAGUGUUGGUAUUAUAGUGGAUUUUGGAAAUGAUGAGGAGGAUGUAAUAAGCAAUAAAGAAGAAGCUUUAUCACGUUUGCGUUUUCGUUCAACUCCGCUAGAGGGCGAUGAAUGUACUAAUAUCAAUGGAGGUGAACGCGUUCUUGCUUUGCAGAAAACUAAAUCUAAGAGCUUGUUCAUUGAUGCUUCUAUAGAGGAGCCAAAGAGAGUGAAACACUCAAGGCGGGUCCACUGCAGAUGUACAUUUGAAAUAAAAUGGCUUAAUUCUGAGCUAAAAGGGGAAACUGUAACUGUUCCAUCUAUGUCGAUUCUAAAAUUGUCUGACAGAAGCAUUGAUGAGCAUCCAGUCAUUUCCGGAUUCUUGAAUCUUUUGAAUUCUGAGAAGGUGGGUGAGACUGCUUCAGUCAUUUCUUUUUCAGAAGAAAGUUCCGGUGAAGCAGAAUUUAUUGGAAUAUUGGAGAAACAAGUGGAGGAGAUCAGUAAGUUGGUCGAUGGAUCAAAAGCGUCUUUUGCAGAUUUGUUUCUGGAGGUGAAAAGUGGUACAGUGAACGUUGUCAAACAGAAAUCCAAAACCAAACCGGGUGCUUCUCAAAGAACCACUAGAAGUCGGAGCAAAAAUCUGUCUGAAACACAAGUUGAGAAGGAAGCAGAAGAAAAAAAGGAAAAAGAAGUAGAAAAAGAAACAAAAGUUAAGCCAGUUCUUACUCCCCUUGCAGCCAGAGCAGCUUUGGCCUCGCUGGUGCAUGAACUGCCUGUGAAACCGUUAGGCUUCUCAGGGGAGCAGGACUUUCUCAAGCGCAAGGAUUCACAGCAGAGUGAUACCACUGGGACUACUGAACAUUCCACCAUAGAGGCUACGUCCAAUUCUGUUAAAUCAAAUUUCCAUGUACAGAAUAAAGUAUUAUUAUGUCCAAAUCCAUCUAAAAGGACUACUAAUAACACUAAUAUACAAGUCAAGAAAUCGCCAGACCGAUGGAGAACUGAGGGGAAGCUCAAACCCCAUGGUUCCCAAGAAAUGCCUUCUAGAGGGUCUUCUGGUGGCAUUGAAGACGAACCUAUUGUCCUGCAAAAUUCAAGAAGUUCAGUAAAUGCUGAGAACUCUACCAGCUCAAGGAGGCUAACCCGUUCAAUGCAGAAAGAAUCAGAGGUUUCUUCCCUCCACUUAAAGCCAAAAAGAUCAGCACAUUCUGCUGUUUCUAAAGAAGUUUCGGUUUCAAAUGAUGUUGACAAAGCACCAAUUUCAAAAUCUCCUAGUUUGGAUCCCCAAGAUAUACUUGCUUCUUCUGAUGGUGUGGAGGGUGGAGCUUUAACUAAGAAAUUGUCCAGUGCCACAAAUGGGGUAGGCUGCACAAAAUCUACAAAACAGAAAAAGAAGAGCAAUUCCAACAAUAAUAUAUCACCGGGAAACAAUGCACCAACUGCAGAUACAGGAAAUAAGGCCAAAGAACUUGUCACACCUGAUAAUAUUGAAAUAAAGAAAAAGAGAUUAAUUUUUGAUCGUGUUGAUUCGACAUCUGAAACAGAUUCAAUUGCUGAGAGAAAUGAACCAACAACGAAGAGGAUGACAAGAUCAUCCUUUAAAGCUCGGGUGCUAGCAUGAAAGAGGAGGAAAGCAUCCCAGCACUAAAAAUUCUCGUGUUUCUUCGCAGGAGUUUAUAAACCUGCCAUUGCAAUCAUCACCAAGGCUUUUGUGUCCUCCUAAGGCUCUCUUGCAGGCUAGAAGCUGACCACAUUUCGGAGCCAAUAGAUGUUGGGAGGGUUAUUAUGCUUACAGUGGACUUUAUUAAGUAAGUAUAUUACGUCUAUUUUGAUGUGGUUCUGAGGAGAUUAGUUAUGCUAUCAAAUAUUCCUAAGAUGCUUUUGGAUUUUCUAUCCUGGUUAAUACUUUAGAGAUGAGAAUCAACAUUCCCGCCGUUGUGCUUUCUGAAUCAGUUUAAUUAGGUUUCCUAUCGCGAUUGAUCCAUUCAACUUUUGAAUGAUUGGUGAGCUAACUUUGUCAAUUUGCUAA